GCAAAAAAGCUGCGCAGUUGUCGCAUUUUCGAUCACGAAUGAUGGAGGCGAAUGUUUUGAUUUAGCCAAGGGACUAAACGAGCUUAUUUUGUUGGCGAAACAACACAGUAAAGUCCUGCAUUGUGGUGUGAAACAACACAGCUGCUGUUUUAUUUAUAAUAUCACUAUUAAGGAGAGCUGAUUUUUUUCUGGGACACAGCGGUCAGCUAGCUGAUAUCGUUUGUUGCGGUGGCCUAGCUAACACUGGCUAGCAUUGCGAACUUGGACAGAGCUUUGAGUCAGUCAUUUCACUGCGGCGACCCCUUUUAACUCCUUGCGCUAUAUUCUACUACAGCUUCGUUCGGCUUCAUGUCGUUAUCAUUGCUGCUUUAGCGAUCAGAGAUUCCCUUACCUUUUAACAGAAGUCAGUUCGUCGGAUAAGCCAGUGUGAGUGUGUACGGCUUCUUGAGAUAAAGGAGAAGAGGUUAUCCAUGUCCACGAGUUUCUGCAGAUUGCUCAUCUUUAAUAACAUCAGCAAACAUGUCUUUAGUCGCCUAUGGCAGCAGUGAUGAGAGUGACUCGGAGGAAACCUCUGCCGUGCCGAGCAAACCCAGCGCAGGAGGGCUCUUCUCACUCCUGCCUGCUCCUAAAAAACCGGUAUCGGCAGGAAGAACCGAAGGGCCAGCCAAGAAGACAGCAUUGAGCACUGCAGUAGAGAAUAGCUCAUCAGCCGAUGAUCCAGAGCCUCAGCCAUCUAAGGGAAGCUUAUUCUCCAGCCUACCCAAACCAAGGAAACGGACAGAGCCCGUCAAGAUCACCGUGCCGCAGAUCCAGAGGCAGGAUUCGGACUCAGAUGAUGACGAACCAGCAGCAAAGAAACUACAAAAUCAGGGUGCAGGUACAGGCUUGUCCUCCAUUCUGCCGCAACCCAAAAACCUGACAGUGAAGGAGACGGACAGACCUCUGAUCCCUCAUUCGCUAACUAAACGGCAAGAACCGAAAGCACCCAAACCUGGAACCCCUGCGCAUGGUCUUGGUUCUAGUGCGUCUCCCUCCGCCAUCAAAGCUGCAGCAAAGUCAGCUGCCCUCCAGCUGGCUAGACAGAUAGCUUCAGAUGACCAGGAUAAUGAAGAGGACAUAACCCCACAGAACUACUUUUCUCUAGGCGAGAGCUCUCAACCUCUACCUGCAGUCGUCCCCAGCUUGGACCCUGAGCCAGGAGCCCUUGCAGAGCCCCUUCCGUUUGCAGCUCCUGAUGAACCGGGGCAGUCGGAUGCCCCUCUCGACUUUGGGGGAAAACAUGAGACAAGUGGCGCUUGGGGAGGUCAAUAUAAUGAAUAUCAGCAACCCAUAGCAGGCCCAGAGGCUUUUCCUCCGGGAUACUACAAUGAGCCAUAUUACCAAGAUCCCAACCUGGGAAUAGGAGAGGCUGAAGAGCCCGGCAACUCAGCCAUGUUUGAUGAUGAAGCGUUCAUGCGGCUGCAGGGGAAAAGAAACAGGGGGAAAGAGGAGGUGAAGUUUCUGGAGAUCAAAGGCGACGACCAGCUGAGUGGCAACCAGCAGUGGAUGACCAAGAACAUGACCGAAGAGAAGCAGCAGCGGCAGUCCUUUAGCAAGAAAAGAGGAGAACAACCUACAGGACAGCAGCGACGCAAACAUCAGAUAACUUAUCUCAUCCACCAGGCAAAGGAACGUGAGCUGGAGCUGAAAAACAACUGGGCAGAAAACCGGUUAACCCGCCGGCAGACCCAGGCCAAAUAUGGCUUCUAAACAUCAUGACUGUGGACUGUGGUGACAUACAGAAAUAGAGUAGAGCUUUCCAAAUAUACUUCCACAAAGAGGAAAAAUGUUUAGAAACAAUAAGCAUACAGUCUGGAUACAGAUUUUCCUUCCUGCCCUCCAUCCUGUAUUUGUGUUGACCUGUUAAUAUUCAGUAGUUCUGUUGUUUGACCAGGUGUUAUUCUUAUAUCUAAGAUCCAGCCACAGCCGCUACACUCCCCGUUCACUGUCAUUUAUAUUAAAUAGAGGCACUAUACUUAUGUAACAGUAUUUUUAAGGUACCUUUGCUCAGUCAUUGGCAGAACAGAUGUAAAAUGACUCUGAAGUGGCCAUUAUUCUAAAUGUUUUUCCUUUGAAUGUUUAUGCUUCCUGUUCAUGUUGUACUUCUUUGUGAUCUACAGAAACACAGGUUUGGUUCUCUGGGAAUGAUACAAGUUAUUAAUGAAAUCUGGAUAUUAUUCAUUUUAAACAAGCUGGAGUCACUGGAAAGCUGUGACGUGUUACAUAUCUGCACACAGGAUCGACUGUUUUGUGAUAAACAUGUACUUGCUGCAGUUGCUCAUUAGUAAUAACAAGUUUGCUAUUAUAUAACUAUGAUACCUAGUUUUGUUUGUAAAAGUUUUAUUUUUCUUACUUUUUAAUGUGUGUUUCAUUUUCUCCCAAUGGAAAACUGAAAAAGACCAGAGAACCAAACAUGAACUUCAUUGUCUUCUUGCUCUGAGGAAACAUUGAAGACUAUAAAUCAAUAUGAUUUUUAACUUGGUAGCAGCAUCUGGUGGGCGGUGCUAAAAGCAAAACACCCACCUUAAAAAUGGAGAUUACAUUCAUUUUAACAUUUUGUAUGUAUUUGUCUUCUUCUCUUUGAACAUCAAAUUUUGGGGGGAAAUUCAGUGAUUUGUUCAGCUUUCUCUUUCAGAUGGAAAGCAGUAAAAAUAUGCUUUUUAUAUCUCCAGACUCUAUGUAACUACAUUUUGUCUUUACCAAAGCAAUAGUCAAGCCUCCACGAGUCCUCUGUUCUUUGUCCCGACAGCAGAAGUGUUCAAACCUGAGCCAGUUUUCCUCUACAUGCAAUACAUUUCAUACAUCUUGCGUUGUCAAACACCUUUAAAUGUGAACUCUUAUCAGAAAACAAAUUAUCAGAAACAAUUACACAAUCUGAUCUGCCUCAAAGUUUAAGUACUACAGCUAAAUUCUAAACACGAGCAGAAGAAAGAAGCUGACAGGCUGCUCGUAUAUCCUUACGCUGAUGAGACGGGAAAAUGAAUUGCAGAGCUUUGACUUCAGCAAAUCUCACGUAAUGACUCGCAAACCACACAACUGUAUUGGCACUCCACUAACAUGACAUAUUAAACAGCAUUCCUCGGAAUAAUGUUUGUUUUUGGUUUACCAUUUACUUUUGUGCGUUGUCGAGUUAAAAUUGAUCAAUAAACUUUUGAUUUUCCUGACUGCUUA
Oreochromis niloticus (Nile tilapia) is the source of this 3210-nucleotide messenger RNA. It is a transcript of the gene prcc, whose product is annotated as proline rich mitotic checkpoint control factor. The record is from RefSeq and is a predicted model, not a curated record. The transcript is spliced from 7 exons. Bases 520 to 1749 code for a protein of 409 amino acids. Gene Ontology annotation, cellular component: nucleus. Lineage: Eukaryota; Metazoa; Chordata; Actinopteri; Cichliformes; Cichlidae.